Molecule: messenger RNA, 5744 nt
Organism: Magallana angulata
Lineage: Eukaryota; Metazoa; Mollusca; Bivalvia; Ostreida; Ostreidae
Exons: 14
Coding region: 128-3256 (1042 amino acids)
Biological process (GO): protein phosphorylation
Cellular component (GO): cytoplasm
Molecular function (GO): ATP binding; protein serine/threonine kinase activity
Source: RefSeq, a predicted model, not a curated record
GAUGCGAUUUCAGCUGAUUUUCACUGGAAAUAUGACUGUAUCAAAAGAAGAUUACAUUGUUGUGGUGUAUGUGUGUUGAUAUAAACUACCAUGCAUGCAGUGAAAAUGGGAUACGCUGAGAAAUGAGAUGAUGAUGGAUCCAGGAGGUUCCAGAAAGUCCUCCGUCAGUGAUGCCGAGUUGUUUGGGAAUGGCUCCGAGGAACCACCAAUACCUCUCAAGCGAAGCAUCAGUGGGGAGGGCAAAAAACGACAAAAUCAGUUCCGAACAUCGAAAAACGAAAAAGAAUUUGAGGUGGAGGACACAGAUGACGUGUUUCUGGUAGCUGGGUGUAAUGGCGGUGAAAUAAAGAAAAGUGACACAGGACGAAGUAAGAGUGAUUCGGUGCUCUCUGGUGUGGUGCUUAGUGGUUCAAGCACCAAUUCAAAUGUAGACUUGGAGAGUAGUGUUCACUCAGAGGAGUCCCCUGAAGUUGUCCCAAGGGAACAUUCCCUAUCCAUGAGUCCUGGGAAGAAGACAGAGAAAAGCAGUGAUGGAAGUGUUGGUGAAGGAGAGGAGAACCAGAGCAUUGUAGGCCCUUUGACUGCAGUCAUUUCUAAAACAAACAAGCCAGGAAUCAAAAGAUCUGUGAGUUUUCAAGAUGAUUUACUUCAGAAUAGAGAUGACAAGUCUACGGAGAGCCGUAGGAAGGAGUAUAGGAUGUCGAGUGGGUACGGCACAGGGAGCAACACAUCUCUUCAGUCCCAGGCAAGCACUGGGACCAUGUCAAACUACAGUCAGGAAAGUGAAGGAAACUGUGUACAAAAUGGGGGGCAUUGUGAGCAAAAUGGGGAAACCUGUCAGCUGAAUGGGGGAAUCUGUGAACAGAAAGGGAAAAUCUGUCAGCUAAAUGGGGAAAUCUGUGAACAGAAAGGGGAAAUCUGUAAGCUAAAUGGGGAUAUCUGUGACCAGAAAGGAGAACUAUAUCAGCUGAAUGGGGGAAUCUGUGAACAGAAAGGGGAAAUCUUUCAGAAAAAUGGGGAAAUGUGUCGGCAGAAUGGGGAGAGCUGUGAACAGAAUGGGGAUGGUAAGGGUAUUGAGCUGAAAAGACCCCUUCUAGAAGUACUGGCAAGAAAAGUUGAAGAGACCAGGGGUUCAGGACUGUCUCUUAUGUACGAGGGUGACAAGAACUCGGUGAGACUCGUUCGGAAAGGGGGUGGAGUACAGCAGGGUAACGGACUGUCUAUGGGAAGAGUGGAUCAGUCCUCAGGAAAUGUGGACAAUGGGUUUGUUUCUGAUGAUGAAGAUGACGACGAGGAUGAUGAAAGGGAAGAAGAGAGUGGAGUCAGUCAGAACCUGAUCCCAGCAGUAGUGACCUCAUUACUGAACCAGCCCUCUAUCGAGGAGACACAGGGCCUGCUACCCAUUCUUAGUAUCAUGGACAAUUCUGUCGUCAGUGAAAGUUCCAUGGCCGACGCCCCCAACAGCAUGACCCAUAAUUCAUUGCCAAGGGAGGAGGAAGAAACUCGAAGAUGUACCUCAAAAAGUGAAACAAAGACAACUGAGUCAAACACAGAAGUGCCGUGCAGCGAUGAAAGUCAGAAAAAGGGCCCUGAUGACCUUCCUAGCUCAGAUAGCUCUUUUCAGCUACCAAACUUUAAUAUCUUAGAACCAAAGACCCCAAACAUUGAUCAAGUCCUCCAUUUAAUAUCACCCGGUAUUCCAAGGGAAAAAUUGACAGAAAUUCUGCAACAGUGUUGUAAAGAUCAUGGCCCUAUAUCGGGGCCAGGGUCCGCUGAUUUUAAAAUUCCGGACCAUGUUCCCCCCAGUCCCGAGGCCCCCAGGAGCAGGCCGGCCCCCUCUACUGGUCAUUCUAGUUAUGGAUUUUCCAACAUUGUUAGUGCUUUUUUAAAGAACCCCGAAAUUUUUGAUUUUGAUGUGGAUAAUCUGCAGAAUCUGUUACGAGUUUACAGCGGCACACCGCCCUCUUGUCCUGUUCCUAUUUAUACAGAAGGCUCCAUGGUCAGUGUUUCCUGUGUAGAAUUCGCAUCACAAUGUAAAGACAAGGACUGCUCAGUACGCAAGUGUCAGAUGAUGAAGGCUGCCAUGAUUGGUCUCCAGCAUACCUUGGACGGUUUCCUGGAUAUUCACAACUCUACGGAUGUCCAGAGUCUGUGUCAGAGUCUGUUCCAACAUGCCAGGAACUGUGAGGAACCACCUAUGCGAUGCCCUGUGCCAUGGUGCUACCUCCUUAGAGGGUACUCGGAGGAGGAAGAGGUAACGAGCUUCAUGGUGUUUUAUUGGAUCAAGCAGGCGUUUGACACCCCCGUCUGUGAAGAGGAUAUAUUCCCCAAUGACGACAUUGAGAGCUUCAUCAAGCUAAACGCAACUCAUCACCACAUGGAAUCUACAAGUCUUGAAGUGACAUGUCGGAUUGAACAGCCUGGUCACUUUGGAAAUGUCAUGCUGGUAGCAGAGACCAAGCCCAUUUUGACCUCCUUUGAUUCCGAGGUCUCCCUCACUGACCAGUUCUAUGUAAUCAAACAGAUCAGCAAUGAUGAGUCAGACUUUGAUAUUACUAAGAUUUUUGAGAAACUGCGGAAUUUGGAACACCCCAAUUUGAUCCGCCACUAUUGGAUCACAAAGUACCCAAAUCACAUCAACAUCUGUCUUCAAUACAUACCAGGAAACACCUUGGAGGCGGAGCUCCAGCAUCGGAUGUUGUUUGAUCCGAUUAUGGUCCUACAGAUGAUGAUGGAUGUCCUGGAUGCGGUGGAUUUCCUUCAUUCCCAUGGAAUUAUUUACCUCUACUGGUCCCUGGGGAACAUUUUACUGGACAGUCUGAACAAGCGAUUGAUCUUGAGCAACCUGACACUGUCUGUGACUGAUGAUGGAAACUAUGAUGAAGGAUACACCAAACAGUCCCUCCCCCCAAAUCUGGUCCCCCCAGAGUUGCUGACAGGUGUAUCACUGACCCAAAACAGUGAUUGCUGGGGUGCAGCAUGUGUCAUGGUCCACUUGUUAACGGGUCACCAGAUUUGGUACAACCAUCGCCAUGACACCAGGGAAAGUCUGUGGGACAAGGUGAAAUCUGGGUGUUGUCCAUUUAGUUCUGAGGAAGGAAAAAUCAAACAGGCUACACUGUUGGCUUUUCUUAAGGCCUGCUUCAGGAUAAAUCUUAGUGAAAGGAUAUCAUUUACUGACCUGAUGAGAAGAAUAAGAGCAGCAGCGGCUAAAGGGAAUUUUGAUCUUUUGUCCGACAACCCUCGGAACUCCUGAGACCUUUGGAAGCAGUAACCACAAAAUGGCUGGCCAUCCCUCAUCCACCAAUACUGCCAUCGUUUUUACAGAAAUUUAUAUAAGUCAUUGGAAUGACUUCCUGUUAUAAUAGACUUGAGUUGACAAACCUGAGAAUUCAGGCUUCAAGGGAACUGGACAGAUGGUUAUGUCGUGUUAAUGACAGCAUCCAAUCAGAAUGCUUUAUUUUCUCAACUGUAUCACUGCCAAAUAUUUCUCAUCAUCAUGGUUGAAAUGCCUGAAAACAACUCUAUUGAUGAUAAAGCUGAGAAAAUUUUGCCUGUCUUUCAUAGAGUCUAAACACUUCUCCUUAGAUUGUUGUACAAUUUUCUCCUCUAAAAUGGAGUAAAAAAUGUAUAGAAGGAAACCCAAACCUUUGUUCAUAUAUUUUUAUCUGUUACCUGUGUGAACAUAUAAACACAAUUUUUAAAAAAAAAUUUUACAUUCCAUUUUGAUAGAGAGUGCUCAUGUUUUGCUACAGUUUGAUUUUUAGACAUGAUUUGUUGGUGUCUUUGUUUUUUUUGACGGUGAUUUUUUAAGAAGCGUACCGUAGUUUUAAUGAAUGACUUGUCUGUGGUAUUUGUGUACUCUUUCCUUGUUACAAAAUGAUGGGGAUAUAUAAUAGACAGAGGGAACAGAGCAGUAGUUUGGUAGACAAUUAUAUACAGGGUGGGGACCCCUUCCCCAGGAUAUGAGUCAGUCCACAGAGCCGGCCUCAAUCAAAAUUUGCCAACACGGAUGAAAACUACAAUAAAAGUUUGGAUUAUUGUUUAUCUAUAUACAAAGAAAUACAUUUGCAAUUGGCAUGCCCUUUCAAAUCCAUAUUUGUUUCAUCUUUGGGAAUCAAUGGCCAGUCUCCCAUAAACUUUGGUUAAGUUCAUGCAGAUUUGGCUGUGUGUUUUAAUGCAAAGAUAUUUUUCUUUUCACUAUGCAUGUUAAAAUGAAACAAAAUGAAUAUAAGUAAGUUUAAGGUGCACCUGAAAAAGAAACCAUUUAAGGUGGUUAAACAGAUCUUAUCCAACCCUGCUUAUAUAUAAACUCUCUUCCGAGAAAUUGGGGACGGGGGGGUGCGAAAGAGAACCUGGUAGUCAUAUGAUUACCGGGUAUUGAUGACACACUGCUAGAAAGAAACCAACCCUGAAAAGAAAUGAUACCUCAAUGUUCAACAUUGUUAGCCUAUGUUACAAUUUGUUUUUCUUUUUGUGAGAUUUAAUGAAGUACAGGACAGUUGGCGAUCAUGAUGCUUUCUUUUGUGUGUGUGUGUGUGUGUGUGGCCAUUGUUUAUAAUGUGUAGAAAGUUGUCCAGCUGUGUGUAUUGAGAAUUACUAAUAUUUCACUGUCUUCAUUUUUUGUCACAAAAUGAUUCCCCAACAUGCUUACAAAACCUGUCUAUCAUGUCUAGAACUGUUAUGUAACUGUUAUAUAAUACAAACCUGUUGUACUGGUAGUUGUAGAUUUUUAUGUGUUGAUUUGUGUUUUGUUUAAUUUGCUCACUGCGUUCUUGUUAUCAAAUUUUUAUCAGAUGGUGAAUGUUAGAAACAUUCUUACAUAUAUGAAUGGCUCAAGAAAUCUUUAUUUAACAAUCUGACAUUGUUUCAAAUGGUUCGAGAAAUCUUUAUUUAACAUGACAUUAUUUCAGAUGGCUCGAGAAAUCUUUAUUUAAAAGGCUGAAAAUGUUUCAAAUGGCUUGAGAAUUUUGUAUUUAAAGUCUGACAUUGUUUUAAAUGGCUUGAGGUCUGACUUUUUUUUAUAUGGCUGGAGAAUUCUGUAUUUAACAAUCUGACAUUGUGCCUGUCUGUCUGACAGUUGUUGAUGUGUUUUUGUACAGAACCAAAUGAUUUACACAGUUGUCUUUCUUGGAGAUGGUUGAUCCUGUGCGAGUAAUUGUGAUGGAUAUGUUGCUUUCUUUAGCAAUCUCUUGGUGCGAUAACUUAUUGAGCCUUUUUUGUUGACUUGAUGUUUUAUCCCAUUCAGGAUUAUUUUUUAUGUUUUAGCAAUUUAAAUCUUAUUUAAAUUUGGUUUUAUGAGUUAUGAUGUAACUCAAAGUCUUUAAAUGAUUGCUGGAGGGGGGGGGGGGUUGGAGGGACAACACAAUUUUCAUAUCAAUGCAUGAGUGCCAUAUAUAUUGCUUUUCUUAAUCUUUUCAAUCAGAGGCACAUUUCCCUCUCUCUUCACUUUUAUAUUAAUUGAUAUGUGUCAAUGUAUUUGGUAAAAUGAUAUGCAAUUUCAAAACUAGUUCAUUUUUACAUGCAUGUAUAAGCUAGAUGUAUAAGAAAGUCUAGUACGAGCUGUCAUAUUGAGUAGAAUUGGUGAUACAUGUACUGGUACAUGUAAUACUUUUAGAUGUUCAUUUAGGUAGCUUAAUAUUUGAUAUGUCUACAUAUUAGGCAGAUGAUUAUAAUCUAUGCUUUGUUAUAUCCUGAAAAAGAGAGAUAUUAUUUUUUGUAAGAAUAAAAAAUCUGAAGUUGAA